Molecule: messenger RNA, 3058 nt
Organism: Monopterus albus (swamp eel)
Lineage: Eukaryota; Metazoa; Chordata; Actinopteri; Synbranchiformes; Synbranchidae
Product: guanine nucleotide-binding protein G(q) subunit alpha-like
Exons: 8
Coding region: 784-1863 (359 amino acids)
Biological process (GO): adenylate cyclase-modulating G protein-coupled receptor signaling pathway
Cellular component (GO): cytoplasm; heterotrimeric G-protein complex
Molecular function (GO): GTPase activity; guanyl nucleotide binding; G-protein beta/gamma-subunit complex binding
Source: RefSeq, a predicted model, not a curated record
UAUAUAUAUCUUUACUUUGAAACAGCAAUUUCAUGAGUGUUUCGACUGGCCCAGACUACACUACUACUUUCUUUGAAGGAAAUGGGCCCAUAAAGACAAGUUUGGUCAUCUUUUCUUUCUUGUCUGAUUUACUUUCUGCCACUGACGGGGAUGGACUUGCUGUGAUGCAGCAUGAAUGUCUGAUCUGUUGGAUCCAUUUAUUCUUGCAUAAGCAUUUUUUGAUUGUGUGAAAAAAAAACAAACAAUAAAACUUUUUUUUUUUAAGUUAAGCUGCAGUUUGUUGUGAGGAGUCAGUGAGUGGUGUUUUCUGUCUCUGUGUCUAAUGUCUGUAGUAUCUGCAGGUGUUGAGUAAAUAAAGCCUGUGACACAGUUCAACGAGCGUGUGUUCGUGCUUUCAUCAGACAUGUCUUCAUUGGUUGUAAUCAGCUUCCAGUGAAGGUGGCGCGCCAGCCUGUUGCUUGAACUGUCACAUACAUCCGUAGUUUAGUAGUUAAGACCGGAACUGUGUUUCCAUAAUGUAAUAGUGAAAUCCUCCACGGUUUCCCAUCAGAGCACAGCCCUCCGUCACAUGCUUCAAUGUUGGUUUUCACCCAGGAUGAAGGGGGCCAGGCCAAACACAAGUGGACGCUGAGAAGAAUAACGCCCAGAUCCACGAACGGUGGCAGAACAACUCCUUUUCCCAAAGGAAUGACUUUUGCCGUUUUUGUGCCGUUUUGUAGCGCUAUGAAGUAAAACUCCGCCAUAUUCACCCCACCACGCCCGGAGCUCAGCUACCAGGGAGUAAUGAUUCUGAGCUCCUUGGGGGCUUGCUGCCUUAGCCCAGGGGCCAAGGAGGCUCGAAGGAUCAAUGGGGAGAUUGAGAGGCAGCUCCGCCGGGACGAGAAAGACUCCCGACGGGAAUUCAAGCUGCUUCUGUUGGGAACUGGUGAAAGUGGGAAGAGCACUUUCAUCAAGCAGAUGAGGAUUAUCCAUGGCCGUGGAUACUCUGAAGAGGACAGGAGAGGUUUCACAAGGCUGGUCUACCAGAAUAUCCUCACAGCCAUGCAGGCCAUGAUCCAGGCCAUGAACACAUUACAAAUCCCCUACAAGUAUGAACACAACCAGGCCAACGCCAGUAUCAUCAGUGGGGUUGAUGUGGACAAGGUGACAACAUUAACAAGCCUAUAUGUGGAUGCAGUCAAGAGCCUGUGGAGUGACCCAGGGAUUCAGGAAUGUUACAGUCGGAAGAGGGAAUACCAGCUCUCAGACUCGACCAAAUACUAUCUGAAUGACUUGGAUCGAAUUGCUGAUGCUGCUUAUCUGCCAACCCAGCAGGAUGUUCUGAGGGUCCGAGUGCCCACAACAGGUAUUAUAGAGUACCAUUUUGACCUGGAGAAGGUGGUGUUCAGGAUGGUGGAUGUGGGUGGCCAGCGUUCAGAGCGGAGGAAGUGGAUUCACUGUUUUGAGAAAGUCACUUCCAUCAUGUUCCUGGUGGCGCUCAGCGAGUAUGAUCAGGUCCUGGUUGAGUCGACCAGUGAGAAUCGAAUGGAAGAAAGCAUGGCCUUGUUUCGAACAAUCAUAACCUACAAGUGGUUCAGAGAUUCCUCAGUCAUCUUGUUCCUCAACAAAAUUGAUUUACUGGAGGAGAAAAUCAUGUAUUCACAUUUGGUCGACUACUUCCCUGAAUAUCAUGGUCCCCAGCAGGAUGUCACAGCAGGAAAGAAAUUCAUCUUAGAUAUGUUUCUCAGUCUCAAUCCUAACGAGAAGAAAAGGAUAUACUCCCACUUCACCUGUGCUACAGACACAGACAAUAUUCGAUUCGUCUUCCGCGCGGUGAAGGACCACAUCUUGUUUGAAAACCUGGAGAUCUACAACUUGGUUUAAGAUAGUGCUGUUGCUGGUGUGAUUCAAUCGGCUCUGUGCAGCUGGCAGCCAGGAGAGCUCUGCAGUAAUUCAGUUUGCCUUACACUGCUACUAAGCACUGUCAUUCAAAACAGGAAAUUGAGAAGCUACAGAGCCAAAAUGACCAUGUACUACUGAUGUAUUUAAUUUUUCCUGUUGGGCUCUUUGAAAAUGGAUGUCUCCAGCUACUUCCUGACAAUUAAAGUGCUGCCUUAGUGUGGAGUCUGUGCAUGCAGAAAUUUAUGGAGCUUGUUGUGAACAUUUUUCUUCGGUAACGGUGUAAAUGCACAUGGAUAGCUAGAGAUGGAAAGCAGUGUUUUUGUGGCCUCAAAAGCCUCCGAGGACUAGUAAGGUACUAUGGUAGGUUUCUCCUUCAGAGAAUCUGUGGAAGACUUGCUACAUGCAGCACCUCACAUCACUAACCCAGGUUGGUCCCAGUUGUUUUUUUUUUUUUUAAAGUUAAAAACUCUUUUAAAUACUCUAAACAUGCUCAGCUUGUCUUGAUUUAAUGGGAAACAAGUCAUAAUUAACACUAAUACAUUUAUCACAGAUAAACACUGGUUCUCUUGUAUCAUUGGCUCUUCUGCUGAUCUUCUCUCUCUGUGGUCACUGUCACUUAUAUUUGUACACUUUGUCUGUGAUGGUGUUGUUCACUGUUAAACCACUUUGUGCAAGCUCAGCAUUAGCAUUUUCUUAAACAGGUAACAUGUUUCGUAGGGACAUUUGCAUAUCCUUUUUUAAGUCAUGCCAUAGCUUGUAGAAUACUGUUCAUUCGAUUCAUGUACAUCGGGUUGUUUUCUAAAAAUCAUUUGCUAAAAUGGUCUCUGAUCUUGCCUCGUUAUUUAUCUGAAUGCAUAUUGUAAAUAUUGCAUGGUAGCAUGGUAAUUUGCUAGGUUCUUUUCACCCGUGUUGAAAGGCUAAGCGAGAUAGAACUGUUUAAAUCAUCUCUGGGGGGCAUUUAAAUAGUGUGUACUUGAUCUAUUUUAUAGAUUGAUGUACUACUUAAGGAUAGCAAAUGCAUGGAUUAAAAAAACAAACAGCUGAUCUCAGCACUUAUGUUUACAAAACUCUUGUUAAUGAUUUGUUUAGUUCAAUGUAUGCUUAGAUGUCAAUGUGAUAUCUUAAUGCAGUCUUAGUAUUUUUAAUCGGAUUGGUUAAAUAAAUGGCCAUUUUGCUA